Molecule: messenger RNA, 2725 nt
Organism: Drosophila subpulchrella
Lineage: Eukaryota; Metazoa; Arthropoda; Insecta; Diptera; Drosophilidae
Product: ATP-dependent RNA helicase DDX42
Exons: 1
Coding region: 87-2468 (793 amino acids)
Molecular function (GO): RNA helicase activity; nucleic acid binding; ATP binding
Source: RefSeq, a predicted model, not a curated record
UAUCGCAUUCACGCUGCUCAUCACUAUUAUUGAUUAAAAUUUGUUGGCUUGGAGCACCCGGAAUUGGAGCACCGAAUAGGAGCACGAUGAGCGGCUACCGAGGCAUCGGCGGUGGGGGCUUCCCCUACCGCAAGCCAGUAAGUUCCGGCAACAACAUGAACGCCGUGCCCCCACCCCCCAUGUUGAAUGCGCGGGGCUAUGUGGGCGCCCGAGGAGGUGCAUCCAUUUCUGGCGGAGCGGCCCGCGGUGGGCUUACGGGGAGUGCGCCGACAACAUCGACUUCCAAGCACGGCUACUCCACCUUGGACUCCAUCAGUCAGUACACCAACGCAACGAAUCUGGUGGGCAAGAGGAAACACCACACGGACGACGAUUACUUCGACGACGACGAUGAGCCCCGGGAGAAGGAGAUGGAACAGGCGUACAUACCCGCACCUGGAUCCCCGGGAGCACCUGCCCCGCCAGACAAAAAGCAAGAGGAAUCCGACUCGGAUGAGGAUCCGCUGGAGCAGUUCAUGGCCGGCAUUAACCAACAGGUGGAGAAGGAGAAGCGCCAACAGGCCCCCAAGCCUCCAACUCAGGCGGUAAGGGGCGACAUUGAUGACGAGGACGACGAGGAGAGCUACUAUCGCUACAUGAAGGAGAAUCCCAAUGCCGGUCUCCGCGACGAGGGAUCUGACCCAGAAAUUGAGUACGACGAAGACGGCAAUCCCAUUGCUCCUCCCAAGAAGAAGGAAAUUGAUCCCCUGCCGCCCAUCUACCAUUCUGAAAUCGAAUACGAACCCUUCGAGAAGAACUUCUACACGCAGCAUGAAGACAUAGCUGCCCUGGAUGAGGAACAGGUGCGGGAAUUAAGGCGCACCCUGGGCGUGAAGGUGACGGGGCCUUCGCCACCCAAGCCAGUCACCUCCUUUGGUCAUUUCGGUUUCGAUGAGCAACUCAUCAAGGCCGUAAGAAAAGCGGAGUACACACAGCCCACUCCUAUACAAGCUCAAGCUGUGCCCACCGCCUUAUCCGGCAGAGACAUCAUAGGCAUAGCCAAGACGGGUUCCGGCAAAACAGCAGCCUUCAUCUGGCCCAUGCUGAUGCACCUUAUGGAUCAAAGGCAGCUCAAACCAGGCGAUGGACCCAUAGGUCUUAUCCUAGCACCCACUCGUGAGCUUUCGCUACAAAUCUACAACGAGGCCAAGAAGUUUGGCAAGGUCUACAACCUGACUGUGGUCUGCUGCUAUGGCGGAGGCUCCAAGUGGGAGCAGAGUAAAGCCCUGGAGCAGGGAGCUGAGAUUAUAGUGGCCACGCCCGGACGAAUGAUUGAUAUGGUCAAGAUGAAGGCCACCAAUCUGAGAAGGGUGACCUUCUUGGUGCUCGACGAAGCCGAUCGCAUGUUCCACAUGGGCUUCGAGCCCCAGGUGCGCUCCAUCUGCAAUCACGUGCGCCCAGAUCGUCAAUGCCUGAUGUUCUCCGCCACCUUUAAGAAGCGAAUCGAACGUUUGGCAAGGGAUGUGCUCACCGAUCCGGUGAGAAUAGUACAGGGAGAUCUGAACGAGGCCAAUCAGGACAUUACUCAGUCCGUCUACGUCUUCCCCAAUCCCCUGCAGAAGUGGAAUUGGCUGUUGUGCCACCUGGUGAAGUUCCUUUCCGAAGGCAGCGUCCUAAUUUUCGUGACCAAAAAAGCAGAUGCCGAAACUGUUGCGAAUAAUCUUUUGCUAAAGGAACACAACUGCCUAUUACUCCAUGGCGAUAUGGAUCAAGCGGACAGAAAUAAGGUAAUUACACAGUUUAAGAGGAAGGAAUGCGACAUCCUAGUGGCCACUGAUGUGGCUGCCAGAGGAUUGGAUAUACCGCAUAUCAGGAAUGUGGUGAAUUAUGAUAUCGCCAGGGACAUUGACACUCACACGCACAGAAUUGGACGAACUGGCAGAGCUGGCGAGAAGGGUAACGCUUUCACUCUAGUUACCGACAAGGACAAGGAGUUCGCCGGUCAUCUCGUGCGGAACUUGGAGGGUGCCGAUCAGCUGGUGCCCGACGAUCUAAUGGAGCUGGCCAUGAAGAGCUCCUGGUUCCGCAGUUCGCGUUUCAAGCAGGGCAAAGGGAAGAGGCCGACGAAUACACACACAGGAUUGGGCUAUCGGGAGAGAGGAAAUGGCGGUGGUUUCGGAUCGGCUGAUGGCUCGGAAUCUGGCACCAGGGGAUCUGUCCAUAGUCCAACUGAAGGACCCUCCAACAAAUCCUCUUCCAGCGCAGGACCUGCCACCGAUCGCUAUGCAGCCAUGCGGGAGGCCUUCCGAUCCCAGUAUAACAACCAAUUUCGAGCCUCCAGCGAUCGGACCUGGGAGAAAACUCUGCCAGAUUCCGGAGUCUUUGCUGCGCCAAUGGCACCUCCAUCGUCAUCCCAAGGAGCCCCCUCCUCGUCCAGCAGCAGCAGCAACCAGGACGCCAAAAGGGCCAAGAAGAGCCGCUGGAAUUGAACGAAGGGCCCAAAAAACUGACGCUGCUCUUUGGUUUAUUUCUCUUCAUAUUAUUUAAUGUGUAUUUGCUUUUGUUCCAUCGUUUAAAAUUACAGCUUAUGGACUAAAUUUAAACAUAUUAUAUAUAAUCAGAUAUAUACCAUGUUCAUUCAUAAAGAUUACGUUAGUUAAAUACUCGUAUGUACAACUCUCUUCCUUCGCAGCCAGUUCCAGCGAACGAUCCCACAGAUCCAAAUAAAAAUCUUUAUUAAUUGUAA